Phlebotomus papatasi is the source of this 1840-nucleotide messenger RNA. RefSeq names its product alanine--glyoxylate aminotransferase 2, mitochondrial. Gene Ontology annotation, cellular component: mitochondrion. Gene Ontology annotation, molecular function: pyridoxal phosphate binding; L-alanine:glyoxylate transaminase activity. The transcript has 4 exons. The record is from RefSeq and is a predicted model, not a curated record. Gene Ontology annotation, biological process: glyoxylate catabolic process. The coding region runs from base 155 to 1630 and encodes 491 amino acids. Lineage: Eukaryota; Metazoa; Arthropoda; Insecta; Diptera; Psychodidae.
GUCCCGCCAGAAAAAAAACCGUUGAUUGAUGGGAUCGCGAAAUGCAGCGCAAUUUCUCAGUAAAUUGUAGACCGCGGUCAAUUGUGGAGGUGCUAAUUCAUUGGCAAAAGUAGGAAGAAAAAGUCACUAGUGUAUAGAAUUAUUCUCAGGAAUCAUGUAUUCGACUAUUUUACGCACAAACAUACCCCUGCGAGGCCUCACAACAUCAGCCACAAGUUCCCAACUGCCUUCACUUCCAGUAAGUGACUUCGAAGCUCCUGCGUAUCGAGGUCCGACGUAUGAAAAAAUUGUUGAACUGCAAAAGACAAGGCUGACACCCAACGUGACUCCUUAUUAUAAGAAGCCCCUGCUUAUUCAUUCCGGUCGAAUGCAGUGGCUCUUCGAUCAUGAGGGUCGAAAGUACCUGGAUAUGUUUGGAGGAAUUGUAACGGUAUCUGUUGGACACUGCCAUCCAAAAAUCAAUGCUGCCUUAGCUGAUCAAAUGGACACACUCUGGCACACCACAAAUAUCUACAUGCAUCCCAAGAUUCACGAAUAUGCCUACAGGAUCACUGAGACAAUGCCUGGAAACCUCAAGAAGGUGUACUUUGUGAAUUCUGGGAGUGAAGCUAAUGAUCUCGCAAUUCUCAUGGCACGUCUACAUACCGGAAACCAUGAGAUUAUUUCCUUCAGGAAUGCCUAUCAUGGAGCAUCACCACUCACAAUGGGCAUAACUGCUCAUUCCACGUGGCGCUUCCCACUUCCUGGUGUCAGCAACGGGAUCAUUCAUGCUAUGAAUCCUGAUCCCUUUCUCGGACACUGGGGCGGGAAAUAUUGUCGGGAUUCCAUCGCCCAGACAAUUAGGGAAUGCAACUGUGAAGAUGGGAACUCAUGUGAAGCCUCGGAUAAGUACUAUCAUGAACUGGAACAGAUUUUUAGAUUCUCCCUUCCUCGUGGGAAAGUUGCAGGGAUGUUUGCUGAAUCAAUUCAGGGUGUUGGAGGAACUGUGCAGUAUCCAAAGGGAUACAUCAAAAAAGCGGCUAAACUUGUGAGAGCGAAUGGAGGAAUUUUCAUUUCGGACGAAGUCCAGUCAGGAUUUGGGCGUACGGGAGAUCAUUUUUGGGGCUUCCAAGAACAUGGAAUCAUUCCGGAUAUUGUGACAUGUGCUAAGGGGAUUGGCAAUGGAUUCCCUAUCGGAGCUGUGAUUACAACUCCUGAGAUAGCUCAGUGCCUCGACAGAGCGCUGCACUUCAACACUUUCGGCGGGAAUCCUCUGGCCAGUGCUGUGGGCAUAGCUGUGUUGGAUGUUAUUGAGGAAGAAGAACUUCAGAAGAAUUCCAAAAUUGUGGGAACUUGUCUGAUCAAGGGUCUUCUUGAGCUUCAGAAGAAAUAUGAAAUCAUUGGUGAUGUGAGAGGGAAGGGUUUGAUGAUUGGGGUGGAAUUGGUUGAGGAUCGAAAUACAAGAAAACCAUUGAGCAUACCUCAUGUGAUCGAAAUCUGGGAGAAAUGUAAAGAUCUAGGUGUUCUUCUGGGCCGUGGAGGUCUCAAUGGAAAUGUCUUCCGCAUUAAACCACCCAUGUGCAUUAACACGCAAGAUGUUGAUUUUACACUGCAAGUCCUUGAUCAUAUCCUGGAGAGUCGAAAUGCGUAGAUUUCCAUCAAAGAUAUCUCACGCCUUUCAUUCUUCCAGACUCUGAGAAUAAAGCCACCAAUGUGCAUCAGCCAGGAUGAUGCCCAAUUGACCCUGGAGGCCCUGGAAAAAGUUCUGAUGCUGCAUCACAGUAAAAGACGGCGGAAUUCACUGCGAUAGACUUUAUAAUAUAAAUUAAGAAUAAUAAAUUGUGACUUUUUGACCUUCUUA